AUGCGGCCCUCAGAUGUGAACCCGCAGUCUGCUGGUACUCCAAAGGAAAAGAAAAUAUUGGGCAAGCGUUGUGAUGGCGUUGAGGCCGCGAAGCUUGGCAUCGAGUGCCUCGAACCCAAGAUCUCGAAAGCGAGCUCGUGGGUGCACCUCGGUCUGGUUGCCACCAUCGGCAUGGCUUUCUUCACCGUCGCUGCCUUGGCUGCUCCCAUCGCAGAGCCCCUCGAUACCGAUCUCAUCGAGCGAUCCACCGAUCUGACUGCCCGUGGCGAGGGACUUGCUUUCACCGGCGCCAUUAGCGCCCUUGAGCAGCGCAACAGCAAGAAGAAGUGCAAGCGUACCAACAACAAGGGCUACUGCACCGAUUCCGAUGACGAUAAGAAGGACAAGAAGAAGAAGCAGUGCAAGCGCAACAAGAAGGGCGAUUGCUCUGACUCUGACGAUGACAAGAAGGAUAAGAAGAAGAAGCAGUGCAGGCGCAAUAAGAAGGGUAACUGCUCCGAUGAUGAGGAUGAGAAGAAGAAGGGCAACCAGAAGGAGGACAAGAAGAAGAACGAUGACAACAAGAACGAUGACAACAAGAACGAUGACCAGAAGAAAGGCAAGGAUGACAAGGGCGGCUUUUACUAA
Molecule: messenger RNA, 627 nt
Organism: Colletotrichum abscissum
Lineage: Eukaryota; Fungi; Ascomycota; Sordariomycetes; Glomerellales; Glomerellaceae
Exons: 5
Coding region: 1-627 (208 amino acids)
Source: RefSeq, a predicted model, not a curated record